Molecule: messenger RNA, 651 nt
Organism: Solanum dulcamara
Lineage: Eukaryota; Viridiplantae; Streptophyta; Magnoliopsida; Solanales; Solanaceae
Exons: 4
Coding region: 1-651 (216 amino acids)
Molecular function (GO): nucleic acid binding
Source: RefSeq, a predicted model, not a curated record
AUGGAUAGGAUGACCAAAUUAGCCAAUUUCUUGCCAGUUAAGACUAUAGACACUGUAGAGGAUUAUGCCAGGCUGUAUUUUCAAGAGAUAGUUAGACUGUAUGGAGUAUCUUUUUCUAUCAUCUCAAAUUGGAAAGCUCAGUUCAUUGCCCAGUUUUGGAAGUCAUUCCAGAGAGGUUUGGUUUCAAGAGUGAAACUUAGUACUGCUUUACAUCGGCAGACAGACGGCCAGGCAAAGCGUAUGAUACAGACUUUGGAGAAUAGGUUGAGAGAAUAUGUCAUCGACUUCAAAGCUCUGUAUGAGAGGAGAUGUAGAUUGCUAAAUAGUUGGUUCAAAGUUGGCAAAACUGAGUUGAUUGGUCUAGACUUGGUUCACCAAGCUAUGGAGAAGAUUAUGAAAAGGUUUGGUAAUAUGGCUUACGAAUUGGAGUUGCCAUCAGAAUUAACAGCUAUUCAUGCCAUAUUUCACAUCUCUAUGCUUAAGAAAUAUUUGGGAGAUCCUUUAUUUGUUAUCCUGACUGAGGGCAUUGGGGUAAAAGAGAUUUUAAGUUAUAAAGAGAUCCUAGUUCAGAUCCUUGAUCGGCAAAGUGACAGCGAUGACGAGGAGAGCUUGUUGGUUGCAGAGGAGGCAAAGGGACCUUGUUCUUUGUAG